AUGACAGAUGCCUGCGGUGGAGGAGAACGCGCUGCAGCCCCCACUCCCAGCCCGGAUGACUCCGACCCGGAGCUGUACUAUGAGGAGGAGGAGGAGGAGCAGGAGGAGUCCUCGGGGCCCUCAGAGCCCUUGGACAGCAGCAGCAUCUUCUCCGAUGACUCUGUCUACCCUUGCUAUGAGUCCUCCUCGGAGGCCGAGGGCACCGGGGCCCUCACCCUGUACCAGUGCUGCGCCAGGAAUGAUGCCAAGCUGGUGUGGGAGAGGCUGGAGUCGGGGGUGACCCGCGGUGAGGCCACGGAGCUGGACGUCAACGGGAGGAACGCCCUGAUGGUCGCCUGCGUCAAGGGCUUCGUGGACAUCGUGCCCCUGCUGAGGAAGUGCCCCUACAUCGACGUCAACCAGCAGGACAAUGACGGCAACACGGCCCUCAUGAUGGCAGCACAGGCAGGACACAUCACCAUCGUCAACUACCUCCUCAACUACUACCCCGCGCUCGAGGUGGACCAGCGGGACCCGCGGGGGCUGACGGCGCUGAUGAAGGCAGCGGUGCAGGGGCGGGAGGACUGCGUCACCGCCCUGCUCCUGGCGGGGGCUGACCUGGAAGCGGUGGACGCCGUGAAGGGGAAGACGGCCAAGGAAUGGGCGAGGUUCACCGGCCGCUUCGAGACCACGGUGCGGAUCCGGACCCUCCUGCGGCGCCCGCGGGCGGAGCAGUUCGGAGCCCAGUACCGGCCCGAGUGGCCGGCCCUGGCCGAGCUGGUGGCCAGGGCCCUGAGCCCCAAAUCCCGGAGCAGGAGGCUGCUGGAGAAGAUCCGCGCCAUGUUCGCCUUCAGCUUCCCCCGCAACGCCGAGGAGGACGGCGUGAUGGACCACAUGGUGAGGAUGACCACGGCCCUCGCCAGCCCCUUCGUGGCCACCGCCUGCCAAACCGUCUGCCCCGACAGCCCCCCCGAGGUGGGCAAGCGCAGGCUGUCCGUGCCGGAGAUCCUCGGGCAGCACGUGCCGGACCCGGACGCCGACUCGGGGCUGUCCUCGAGGCCCAGCACCGCCUCGUCCUCCUGCAACGGCCAGGCCGUGAUGGAGGUGCCGCCAAUGCCGCCACGCCGGCCGGGCAGCCGCUUCCUGCGCUUCCUGCCGCUGUGGCUGCGGAGAGGGAACAGCAGUGUUGUGUCCAACAUGGAAUAA
Empidonax traillii (willow flycatcher) is the source of this 1185-nucleotide messenger RNA. It is a transcript of the gene ANKRD33, whose product is annotated as ankyrin repeat domain 33. The record is from RefSeq and is a predicted model, not a curated record. Gene Ontology annotation, molecular function: protein binding. Lineage: Eukaryota; Metazoa; Chordata; Aves; Passeriformes; Tyrannidae. The transcript has 5 exons. Bases 1 to 1185 code for a protein of 394 amino acids.